Molecule: messenger RNA, 3150 nt
Organism: Tilletiaria anomala UBC 951
Lineage: Eukaryota; Fungi; Basidiomycota; Exobasidiomycetes; Georgefischeriales; Tilletiariaceae
Exons: 3
Coding region: 154-3042 (962 amino acids)
Cellular component (GO): cytoplasm
Molecular function (GO): ATP-dependent chromatin remodeler activity; ATP binding
Source: RefSeq, a predicted model, not a curated record
GCAGGUCUUACGGCCACAGCCACAUUCGAUCUACACAGUCACCGGUCCAUGGAGUCGUACCGCCAAGAUCAGGCGAGACGGAGAUACGCAGCUGCCCCGCGUCCAUUCCGGCCACCGACAUUUGCAGGACGCGGCUUCGACACGGCCACACCAAUGCCUGCGAUCGAAGUAGCGCAGCAAGGGGACUUGAUCGGCCUGGCCCGGGACGCAUCUUUCGCACCGCCCCGGCACCCUGCGGCUCUGCAGAAUGUUCCUGGCACUGCGCCAUCUUCAUAUUCAGCAUCGAGGCCAGCGGCUUCAAACAGCUCGUCUCCGCACCACGGCCCCAGCAUGAGCAUGGGAGGCGGCGGUAGCAGCAGCAACCACAGCCAACCUCAACAGCAACAGCGGGGUCCCAACGGAGAGCGCUACGUGCACAUUCCUCGACGUGACAAGCACACCCCCGCAGCUGUCAUCAAGAUUCUAGACGAUCACGAGCCGCCGCGGCGUCCCCCACCAACAAUGACCGCAGCAGAACAGAACGCACCGCGUCAACGCCCGCAGCCAGGCACUGCAGUGAAUACUGUGCGCCCGGUUUUAUCCUCUGCACAACACUUCCUGACCAAUGUGAAGCAGCAAUUCAAGCAACCGCUCUCCCAGCCGAAUGUAUCUCAGAGCAACAAUCCGGUACAGCCGCCUGCACCGAUAUACCACCCACUCCACGGCUACAAGCCACCUGCCGAUAAUGUCUACUCCACAACGCAUCCCACGAAUAAGGUGCGGCCGCUAGACGCUGAUCCUCUGGGCGAAGGACCCAAACCAUCGCUUUAUGGGGGGCCGAUGAUCAAACCUGAAGAGCGGGACAGACAGCUGCAAGAAAUGAUCUCGAACAUGGUCGACUUGUCCGAUGUAGAUCCUGCUCGGUCUCGCAUCACAGGCCUCACCUGUGAGCUGAUGCCGCAUCAGAUCCAAGGCGUCAACUGGAUGGUGCAGCGCGAGAAAGGAAAAGAGAAAGGUGGCAUCUUGGCAGACGAUAUGGGCCUCGGGAAAACGGUGCAAACGCUGGCGCUGAUUGUCAGCAAUCGACCGAGUCUGGAAACUUCAACAAUCCGCUACAUCGAAGAGGCUGCCAAGUCUGCGAAUAGUAAAAAGGCAAAUAGCGACAUCAGCGGCGCAGGGAAUGGGCCUAGCCGGCGAGAGAUUGAGCUCAAAAGCCAGACCACGCUCAUUGUCGCUCCGCUCGCAGUCAUUCGGCAGUGGGAGCAGGAGAUCAAGACAAAGAGCGAUGCCGGCCUCAAAGUCUAUGUUCAUCAUGGCACCGGCCGCGCCAAGUCGGCAGAGUCGCUGAAAGGCUACGAUGUCGUCAUCACAACAUACACCACAGCCGCAGCUGAAUGGGGCAACACACUCGAGGGGCAGCAGUCAGUCAAGUCGAAGAGGAACGGAAAGGGAAAGGGUAAAGAUGAAGAGGAACCGGAGUGGGAUUCCAGCAGCGACUCGGAUAGUGCCAAUGAUAGCGGCGACGGCAAAGACGACAGUGACAGUAGUGUCGAGGUCGUCAAAGGCCCCGGGCGACAGACGAUUGCGCUCAGGGUCAGGUCGCCUAGCAAGCCCAAAGGUUCCAAGGCGAAGAUGGGUGGCACUAGGCGCAUGCCAAAGAAGGCGACGUGCGCUCCUGCACCUCUUUUCGACAUGCAUUGGCUACGCGUGGUGCUGGACGAGGCGCAAAACAUCAAGAACCAUCGUGCAAAGUGCUCGCUGGCCAGCUACGCGCUCAGUCGCAAAGCGCACGCCAAGUGGUGUCUGUCAGGCACGCCAAUCCAGAACACGAGUUACGAGCUAUAUUCGCUGAUUCACUUCCUCGGGAUUCCUCCCUUCAACGAAUACCGGCACUUCAAGGAGAAGAUCGGCGAGCCGUUGCAGAGCACAAACCAGAAUCGCAUCAACUGGGGGCUGAAGCGCCUGCGCAUUGUGCUCGGCGCCAUCAUGCUCCGCAGGACAAAGGACGCGGAGCAUGAGGGAAAGAAGAUCCUCAGCCUGCCUCCGAGGGAGGUGCAGAUCGUGGAGACCGACUUUGAGGACCCGGCCGAGCGUGAGUUUUACAGCGCGCUCGAGCGCAAGAUGCAGGAAACGCUGAAAGAGGCGCAGCAAGAGGACGGCAAGAUCAAUCGCAUGGGUGCGCUCGUCAUGCUGCUGCGCUUGCGGCAGGCUUGCAGUCAUCCCGCGCUAACGAUGAAGAAUAUUGCUGUCGACGCUUUAGCCAGCACUCCCGGCUCCUCGACGUCAAAGUCGAUUGCGGGUAGCAGCAGCAACCAGAUCCAAAGCAAGACGACGGGCAGCAACGCAAGCGACACGGAUGAGGCGGAUGACUUGGUCAGCGCGCUUGCCGGUCUCACAGUCGGGCAGAAUUGCGACAUGUGUCGUGUACAGCUCGGACCGGGCUCCGGCCCUCGGUGCGAGGAUUGCCAGCAAGCCAUCAAGCGCUCCGCUGCUUCCGGCCGCGAUUGGCUCAGUCCUGGGCGUACAUCGACCAAGAUCAACACGAUGGUUCGCAUGUUGACAGACUUCCACAAGGAUGCACCAGCCGAAAAGGCGAUCGUGUUCAGUCAGUUCACCAGCUUUUUGGACCUCGUCGAGCCUUUCCUCAAGGAAGAGGGCCUCAACUAUGUUCGCUACGAUGGUUCGAUGCGUCCCGAUGCGCGCGAAACAGCCCUGCAUACAAUCAAGAACCGCGACGAUUGCAAGAUAAUUCUCAUCUCGUUCAAAGCCGGCAGCACGGGUCUCAACUUGACUUGUUGCAGCCGGGUCCUGCUGAUGGACCUGUGGUGGAACCCGCAGAUCGAAGAGCAAGCUUUCGAUCGCGCACAUCGACUGGGCCAGACGCGCGCCGUACGCAUCUACAAGCUCUCGGUCAAAGACAGCGUGGAGCAACGCCUGCUGGACAUCCAAAAGAAGAAACGCGAGCUCGCGAAUUCAGCGCUGACGGGCGAGAGGUUGCAAAAGGGCAAGAAGAGUCAGCUCAGCUGGGUCGAGCUGCUCUACCUCUUUGGUGCAGAGCCCUGAGUUCAUUCGAAGGUACAGAAGGCUAAUCCAAGCAUUUUUCUCACGCCCACAUUCUUAAAGUUCUCUGUAGCAUAGAUGAGCAGCCAAGAUACCCAUUUCUUUGUACAU